UACUGAAGGAAAUGAAGAGAAAUCUGAAUGAAAAUUCAACUCGAAGUACAGCAGGAUGUUUGCCUGUACCAUUGUUCAAUCAGAAAAAGAGGAAUAGACAGCCAUUAACUUCCAAUCCAUUUAAAAAUGAUCCAGGUAUCAGUACUGUUUCUGAAAGUUAUGAUUUGCCUUCUCUACCAACAGAUUGGGCUUGGGAACCUAUGAGUCCAGAGUUGCCAUCUGUAAUGAAAACAUUAAACUCACGGCAAACACCACACUCAGUUUCUCAGCCCCUGAGAAGUCAAGAUUCUGAGUCUAAAUCUAUUCCAACACUUUCAAAUACUGAAAGAAGCAAGAGUGGUUGGAGCGUCAGAGAUGGCAAUAAAAAUACCAGCUUGAAAACUUGGGAUAGAAAUGAAUUUAGACCUCAGUACAAAAGAACAAAUCUAAUGGCAAGUGAAGGAAUAAAUUCUUGUCCAGUGAGCUUGGGAUCCCAGCAACAGAAGCAAUUAAGACUAUCUGAACCUCCUGACUUACCUUACCGAAGAGAAACUGAAGUACUCGGACAAAUACAUACAUCAAAAAUGUCUGUCUCUACAAUGAGAGAUGUAGAUAAAAAUAGUACAUUGCAAGCAUUUAAACCCAGUUUUCAACAAAAUCAAAUAAAGAAAAAAAUGUUGGAUGAUAUUCCAGAAGAAAAUACUCUCAAGGAAACCUCAUCGUAUCAGUUAAAAUUUAAGGAAAAGGAUAAUUCUUUAAGAAUUAUAUCUGCAGUUAUUGAAAGCAUGAAGUACUGGCAUGAACAUGCACAGAAAGCUGUACUUCUUUUUGAAAUACUAGCUGUUCUUGAUUCAGCUGUUACACCUGGCCCAAAUUAUUCGAAGAGUUUUCUUCUGAGAGAUGGGAAAAAUACUCUGCCUUGUGUAUUUUAUGAAAUAGAUCGUGAACUUCCAAGACUGAUUAGAGGACAAGUUCAUAGGUGCGUUGGACACUAUGACCGGAAGAAGAAUAUUUUCAAGUGUGUUUCUGUCAGACCAGCAACCAUUUCUGAACAAAAAACAUUUCAUGUAUUUGUUCAAAUUGUAGAUGCUGAGAUGAGAUAUUAUACUAAUGUAAGGAAUGAAAUAUAGUGUUGAAGGAAGU
Messenger RNA from Condylura cristata (star-nosed mole), 1122 nucleotides. It is a transcript of the gene SPATA22, whose product is annotated as spermatogenesis associated 22. The transcript has 8 exons. NCBI's taxonomy places the organism in Eukaryota, Metazoa, Chordata, Mammalia, Eulipotyphla, Talpidae. The record is from RefSeq and is a predicted model, not a curated record. Gene Ontology annotation, biological process: gamete generation; regulation of meiotic cell cycle; homologous chromosome pairing at meiosis. Bases 12 to 1109 code for a protein of 365 amino acids.